Messenger RNA from Neurospora tetraspora, 890 nucleotides. RefSeq lists its product as uncharacterized. The transcript has a single exon. The record is from RefSeq and is a predicted model, not a curated record. Bases 226 to 828 code for a protein of 200 amino acids. NCBI's taxonomy places the organism in Eukaryota, Fungi, Ascomycota, Sordariomycetes, Sordariales, Sordariaceae.
UGUAAUAAUUGUGUUAACCUUUUUCUUUUGUGGGUCGGAUUAAUUUUGUAUGUAAAUACACGGACUAUAGGGUUAGGAAGCUUUGGGUAUGGGGUCGUGUUAUCUGACCACUCGUACGUGGGUUGACGUUGUGGGUUCAGACUUCGUUGUUGGAAAAUUAUACGAUAUUACGCCUAGACAAGUACUGACCGUACAGGUACACCUGGCAGUCGUCUCAGUCUUUGGAUGGCGUGCAGCCGAGGCCGAGCUCGCAGCCAGACAUUCCUCCACACGCGCUGUCAAUCACUUCUGCUCUUUUUGUAUUAUGCUCUGAUGGCAUGGUCGGCUGAUAAACAGAUCCGGGGGGCCGCGGGGGAAUCUCUGGAUGGGUAUGGAGAAAAUGGUGGGGUGAAGUGGAAAUCCGAGCAGGAAAACGGACACCGACCCCAUGAUAAGGCUUGCGUUGGUGUGAAAAUGGCAAAGGGCAUUUGCGAGAUAGUUUUGGAGUUUGGUGCUUCAUCUUGGCGCCAAUCCUGGGGUAAAAGAUGUUGCGCCGCUUCUAUUUGGCCCUUUUGCCUUUUUGUCCAUAGAUCAACGCAAGCAAGACACGCUGGCUGGCUGGGCAUGGCUUGGAACCUCUUGACUCUGCCUGAAACUGGAAGCUCAAGACAGACUGAAUGGCGACGUGGAGGGCUUCUAACGUUGCAUAAAAAGGGUCAAGCCCCCCGGCAUACGUCGAGGCUUCUCUCCGGGGCAAAGCCGGCAUCAUGCCAAAAGACAUUUUGUGUAAGCUGCCUGGAGGAGACGUUACGAAUCAGGCCGAUCAGAGAGAGAGCUUGGGGGCGGUGAGGACGGUGGCUGAGCUUUCACAUUGCCGUGAGAUGAGAUUCAUGAUCGAACGGGAGUUGGGC